AUGGCGACUCUUUUCUGCAGUGACGAGGCUCAUUUUCAUCUGUGUGGAGCUGUCAACAAACAAAACUUCCGGUACUGGGCAGCAAAUAACCCUCGACAACUUCAUGAAGGACCACUUAAUUCACCAAAAGUGACAGUUUGGUGUGCCGUUUCUCAAUUUGGAGUGAUAGGGCCAUACUUCUUCGAAGAUGACAACAUCACCGUCACUGUCACCUCCGAGCGUUAUGUCACAAUGUUACAAACGUUUCUGCAACCUAAAUUGGAAGAACUUGCUGAGGAACAAGACUUGGGGGAAAUAUGGUUUCAGCAGGAUGGGGCUACAUCCCACACAGCGCGCAUUUCAAUGGAUUUGUUGAGAGAAAUGUUCCCAGGGCGACUUAUCUCUCUGAGGGGGGACGUGAAGUGGCCGGCACGCUCACCCGAUUUGAGUGUCUGUGACUUUUUCCUGUGGGGCUACCUCAAAGAAAAGGUUUUCAAACAUCGCCCACACACUUUGGAAGAGCUUAAGGAGAAAAUCAGGGAGGAGAUUCAGGCCUUACCAGUGGCAAUAUGCCAAAAUGCGUUUGAAAAUUUCAAAAAUAGGCUACAUCAGUGUAUAGCUGCUGAUGGCCGCCAUUUAACCGAUAUAAUUUUCAAAAACUACACUAAAAACUAUUUUUCGAGCUGA
Nilaparvata lugens (brown planthopper) is the source of this 666-nucleotide messenger RNA. RefSeq lists its product as uncharacterized. Gene Ontology annotation, molecular function: nucleic acid binding. The coding region runs from base 1 to 666 and encodes 221 amino acids. The transcript has a single exon. NCBI's taxonomy places the organism in Eukaryota, Metazoa, Arthropoda, Insecta, Hemiptera, Delphacidae. The record is from RefSeq and is a predicted model, not a curated record.